GAAAUCAACAUGCAAGAACUUCCUGUGAACAAUAUUUCUUUUACGACUUUCACACUGAAUGGUUACCACGAUUUAAAAGAAUGGCGGCCCAUAUUAACCAUACCUUAUCUUUUUAUGUUUCUGUUGUCUACCACCUCUAACUCAUUUCUGAUUGUUUUAAUUAUAAUAUUCCAGAGAGCUCUGCACUCUCCAAUGUUUGUAUUAAUUGGCCUGGUGGCUGCUGUGGAUCUUUUUUGGCCAAUAUUUUUCGUCCCACACAUGCUGCUCAACCUUUUAUUUGACUGGAACCAGAUUUCUCUUUCAGGAUGUUUAAUACAGUUGUUUUGUAUUUAUAUUGUUGGAACAUUUCAGUCUACUGUACUGCUGUGGAUGUCUCUGGAUCGGUACUUUGCUAUUUGCAAACCUCUUUCUUACCACAAAUAUAUGCAAAUGCCCAACUUUCUAAAGUAUAUUAUUGUGCCUGUAAUCAGAAAUGUCAUCUUAAUCACUACAGUGGUGUCUCUGGCUGGAAAAUUGCAUUAUUGUAUGAAAAAUGAGAUUGAACAUUGUUUUUGUGAGCACAUGGCAGUUGUUCAGUUAGCAUGUGGAGACAUUUCUAUUAACAACAUAAUUGGACUUUUAACCACUUUUCUCGUUCCAACUACAGAUUUUGUACUUAUUACCGUAUCUUAUGUAAUUAUAUUUUCUUCUGUAAUAAAAUCAGGUAAGUCUCACACUAAAGCUGUUACUACUUGUGUUACACAUAUAAUCAUUAUAUCUGUAAGUUUAAUAUUUAUCUUGAUGGCUUUUUUGUCAUAUAGAGUGAGAAAUAUUUUUUCUCCAGACAUUCAUACUUUUCUAAGUACAAUGUACAUACUUUUCCCAAGCUGCUUUAACCCAAUAAUAUAUGGGUUAAGAAUAAAAGAAAUAAGAGAACAGUUUCUUAAAUUCAUUAACCAUGGGAAGAUUUUACCCAGGAAAGUAUGA
Messenger RNA from Astyanax mexicanus (Mexican tetra), 966 nucleotides. Its product is annotated as olfactory receptor 52K2-like. The record is from RefSeq and is a predicted model, not a curated record. Gene Ontology annotation, cellular component: membrane. Gene Ontology annotation, molecular function: olfactory receptor activity; G protein-coupled receptor activity. The transcript has a single exon. Gene Ontology annotation, biological process: G protein-coupled receptor signaling pathway. NCBI's taxonomy places the organism in Eukaryota, Metazoa, Chordata, Actinopteri, Characiformes, Acestrorhamphidae. Bases 10 to 966 code for a protein of 318 amino acids.